This is a messenger RNA of Drepanopeziza brunnea f. sp. 'multigermtubi' MB_m1, 1794 nucleotides long. RefSeq lists its product as uncharacterized. NCBI's taxonomy places the organism in Eukaryota, Fungi, Ascomycota, Leotiomycetes, Helotiales, Drepanopezizaceae. Gene Ontology annotation, cellular component: P-body. Gene Ontology annotation, molecular function: protein binding; mRNA binding. The record is from RefSeq and is a predicted model, not a curated record. Gene Ontology annotation, biological process: regulation of mRNA stability; nuclear-transcribed mRNA poly(A) tail shortening.
AUGUCGGCCGUGGGUAAUCGCAACAGUACACCUGUCGAUUCUAGCUCCUCCCUCCGACCUCCUGGAUCUGCUCGAACCCUAGGUUCUGCCAACCAUCACCUUCGUGCAUCCGCAGAUAUGGCUGCCUUCUCCGCAGCCCCCUCUACGAGUCGAAUUCGACCUUCUUCUGACUAUUAUGGCAACCAGAGUCAGACACCCGGAGGGGAGAACGAUACAUCUGAUAAGCUUUCUCAGCAAUGGAUUGCAGACAUUGAUCAGUAUGAGAACACGUUAGAGGAAAUGGCCGCAGCAACUCUGGAUCAAGAUUUCAAGGACGAGCUGAGCGCAAUAGAGCAAUGGUUCCGAGUCCUGAGUGAAGCUGAGCGUACCGCUGCUCUGUAUGCUCUUCUUCAGCAGACGACUCAGGUCCAGAUCCGCUUCUUCAUUCAAGUUCUUCAGCAGAUGGGAAAAAACCAUCCGAUGUCUGGAGUGCUGUCCCCUGCAAACUUCGACAAAGAUCCUAUGUCAAGCCGCUUGACUGACGCGAUGGGCAAGCUCAGUACUGAUGGCUCUCGAAAUUCGUUGGGCAGACCCCCUCCAACUCCAGUCGCAAAGCGACACUCUGGUCUCGACCCAUCUACAAUCAAUGCUAUGUUCCCUGAUGCCGCCGCCGCCAUUGCUACAGAGAAGGCGAAAUUUGCCCAGCAAACUGGUAAUCUACCAUCAUCAAACCGCAACAGUGCUGCGUAUGAUCCGCGUACUUCCUUAACGGCACCUACAAUUUCUGGACCUGCGGAUGCAUCAGAAAAUAGCGGAGUCCCUUCAUCUCCAUGGGGCAUUCGCAACAACGAUCAAGCUACUAAACCCAAAUCUUCAAAUGACCAACCACCAAUGGGCCAGUUCAUGCAACCAGCACCCUCUGCAGGCCUUCGCGCGACUUCUGGUGGAAAGAUUCAGAGUACCACGGUCUCUACUCCCGAUAAUCAAGGUCAGGAUAUGUCAGUGCUUUCGCCGUACAACGCCGGAAACGGCAACUGGGCUUCCAUGGUAAACACUCCCAUGGUUGCCAACUUCAACAACGGAGGAAGCUCGCAGGCUGAUAUGGUAGCAAAUGCCACCGCUAUGAAACUCGCGGCCCUCUCCACAGUCAACAACCGCUUUGCUCUGGACGAUGUUCGCAAAUUCCGUCGUGCUAGGUCCAACGACGGAGGUCCACUUUCUCCAGGUCUUCAAAGCAAUAUGUCGGGUGCUAAUGUUGUGAUGAUCAAUGAACAUGGUCAUGUCUUGAGCAGAGACCAAAUUAUCGCCCUUCAGGCCCAACAAAAUGCUACCUUUGGUCAGAGAUCCCGCCCAGCAUCUCCCGGUCUGGCCAUGCAAGGUGGUGGUUUUGGUCAAUUGGGUUUCGCACCCCCCCAAAACAAUGGCUACCUGGCUGCCUACGGUGGAGCUGCCCCUCUGGUAAAUAAUAGUAUGGCCUCCCUCACCGUGGGCUCAUUUGGCCUGGGAGGAGGUCAUGAGGGCUAUGUCUCCGAUGAUAUGAGCCGAGGCCGAUCUCCACGUGGUAGAAGAGGCAGCUCGAAGCCUCCGGAGGAUCCAACUGACCCAAGCUUGCUCCAAGACAUCCCUAGCUGGCUGAGAAGUCUCAGGCUACACAAGUACACCGAUAACCUCAAGGACAUGAACUGGACCGAGCUUGUUGAAUUGGAUGAGAAGGCGCUGGAGGAGAGAGGUGUGAAUGCUCUUGGUGCACGCAGAAAGAUGUUGAAGGUUUUCGAGCAAGUUAAGGAGGCAAAGGCGGAAGGGAAACUUUCGUGA